AGAGGACAUUCACUGGGGGACUUCCUGGGUGGACAUGGGGGCAUCUUCCCUGGUGGUGUAAGUUUUGGUGCCGGGUUAAAAAUGAUCGGCCUGUGCAUAUUAUUUCUACGCCCUUGUAUGCCCAUUCAAGCUGAUGGCUAUGGUUUAGUCUUGGUAUCCGAUUGAUGUGUAUAGCAUGUGCGGACGCUCUCGGUCUUCAUCCUACCAGGGUGAGAAGCGAUAAGAGUUGCGCGUCCAUCAACUGACUGAAAAACGAACUAGGAAACGAUUUUUAAGGAAAAUUAUGGACCGCUCAAAAACGGAGAGGGGCGUCAGGGAGCUGCAACAGCUUAAACCACCUUACCAGCCCGACCAAAAUUUAGCCCAUCAUUUUGGAGGGUGAAUAAAGGGAGAGAGGGAAAAUCCCAGCUCCGUCCUUGGCUGUAAAAUCCCUCAGCUUUCCACGCCCAAAGCCCCCGAAUGAUAUCCUCCUCUUCGUUUCGCUCUCUCCUCCGCGAAGGGGUCUCCAAGGUCCCCCACAGCCACCAUGCCUUGGGGCGGUAGCAGCGAGGUUCACGAGGAACCCUCCGCUUCCGCCGUCCCGUGCCACCUCCUUGAGCUGACGGUGAUCUCGGCCCAGGACCUUUUCCCUGCGACGGCCCGGGCCAUGCGGGCCUACGCGACUGCGUGGGUCCACCCGGACAAAAAGUUGUCGACGCGGACGGACCGGGCCGGCCACACCGAGCCCACCUGGAACGACAAGCUCGUCUUCCGCGUGGACGACGCCUUCCUCCUCUCAGUCACCUCCGCCAUCACCGUCGACAUCUUCGCCGUCCGCCACCGGCUCAGCCCCCGCCUCCAAGACCCCCACCUCGGCACCGUCCGCGUCCUCCUCUCCGCACUCCGCCCCGACCCCGGCGCCCGCCGCUUCGCCGCCCUCCAGGUUCGACGCCCGAACUCGCUCCGCCCGCAGGGCAUCCUCAACGUCGGCGUCGCCCUCCUCGACGACUUCGCCUACGUCGACCGGAUGGUUCCCCUCCACGACGACAUCGGCGAGCCCUACGCCUUCGCCUACAAGGACCUCGAGGCCCUCUCCAUGGAGCGCCGGGGAUGGGAGGGAAGCUGCCCAAGGCGGUCGAUUUCGACGUAUGUCGGCGGCGGCGGCGACGGAGCCGAAGAGUGGAUGGUGGAGAAGAGCGGGUCGGUGGAGAGCUGGGUAGGGGAGAAGGAGCAGGAGGCGCUGGAGUCGAAGCUGGAGUUAUGGAAGUCGGAGCUGUCACCGGACCACCACGAGAUCGGCGACCGGUCCCUCAGAGGCCGGAGGAAGAGGCGGCGACGGGGGUCGGGCGGCUUCCGGAGCCUGUCCUGCUUUUGCGGUGGGUGGGCAUAACAAUAAUGACGACCAAUAGCAAGAGAGGAAGGAGAGGUGAAGCCGCCUGCACUCGGUUUGACCUAUGGAUCUUCAUGUUAAGCGUAACUCGAUCAACGGGUCAUAGAAUCAUAUAAAUCAACCUCAGCUUCAGAGCUCCGGGUUUUCAUGAACUUCUGAAUGAAAAGAGGAUCGAUACCUCCAACCUCACCUGCUCAUCUUAUUCUCCUGAACACUCCAUUCCAAGUGAUAUCAUCCUAGUAUUCGUUUUUCUUUCCCCCCCCUGAAUUAGCAACCAGAUUUUAGUGUUACUAGCUUUCUUAUAGUUGUAAUUAACAUGAAAUUUUUUAUUCCUACAAUCUUGAUCUCCUACCUACAAUAUCAGCUUUUCAAUAUCCGGUUUGCGUUCCGGCUUAUGUGCUAA
This is a messenger RNA of Elaeis guineensis (African oil palm), 1772 nucleotides long. RefSeq lists its product as uncharacterized. Gene Ontology annotation, biological process: defense response. Lineage: Eukaryota; Viridiplantae; Streptophyta; Magnoliopsida; Arecales; Arecaceae. The record is from RefSeq and is a predicted model, not a curated record.